Messenger RNA from Kockovaella imperatae, 4068 nucleotides. RefSeq lists its product as hypothetical. The coding region runs from base 1 to 4068 and encodes 1355 amino acids. The record is from RefSeq and is a predicted model, not a curated record. The transcript has 3 exons. NCBI's taxonomy places the organism in Eukaryota, Fungi, Basidiomycota, Tremellomycetes, Tremellales, Cuniculitremaceae.
AUGGGCCUUCUAAAACGUUUCAAGCAAUCGACACUCGCCUCAGGUUCUGGUUCGUCGUCCCAAUCGACCUCUUGGCAACAGACUCCAUCCGACCAAAUUUCCAAAGAGAGAUCGACAUCCACUUCAUCCUCACUUCAACUCGAUCCGCCGCUCAAGCCGCCUAAGUUUGGUACUGCCUCCAGUAGCCGAUCCAUAGAUCGUCUGGCCAAGCCUGACAGGCCGGAAUUACCACUCUCUGGCGCGUCGAGUCACAGUCUCGCUUCGAAAGGAUCGACCAGUCGAUGGAGAGUCCGGAGAAGAUCACAGAAGGAAAGUGAAUUGGUCCCUGGUCCAGCUUAUAAUGAGCUGUAUGGCGGUCAUGGAGACUACGGAGAAACAGUAGGGACGAGCUUACCCCUCUCUCGAGAUGAUCGGCAGAUGAACGCUUCUGGAUCAUCAAAUCGGACCUACGUCGACACUCCCCCUGCGUCUGCGCCUUCCAGUCCAGUCAAACAAAAAUUGCGUCCACGGUCCCAGGAGUAUCUGCAGGAAGGAGGUAUUCUCGGUCGACUCAAUUUUGAAAUGGGUUCGAGUCACCUGGGAUUGGAUCAGACCCGAGCUGGUGGAUUGAAUUCAUGGUUGACUCCGUUGGAUCAAGGCUCAAAGGAGCACGAAGAUGAAGCAUUCGUCAUCGUUGAAUCGCCUCCCGCAGAACCCUCUAGUAGGCCGAGUGACGAAGUUGAAGUGUUAGACUCGGGUGAAAAGAAACAGAAAUUCUGGAAAGGAAUAGGGAGGAACAGGCGGUCGUCUGGAGCUCAAAGCGAGCUGGAGGAGGAGGGUCUGAUAGCCGAGGUCUCGCCCACACCCAAGCGAGCUUCCCUGCCUCCGGUCGAAAUGACAUCCCAAGUUCAACAAGGACCACCCGUAGAGCUGCAACAUCCACGUCCACAGAACCUUCGACGACCAUCCUCCUCAUUUUUCCCAACCACUUUCAAGAGGUCAGUAUCACGGGCGUCCCUCAACCAAGAUCUGGAGACACUCACUUCCGCCAUCGAUGAUGGAUCCUUCCGACUCACUUCCUUCCGACACGUCUCUGGUACUGCGGAUAUCCCUCGACAGGAAUCAGAGAAGACCUUGGACCAAUCCUCUGACAAGAUCCGAUCUCCCCCGCAGUCGGCCGCCCCACUCACGUCGCCGUCAAGUGCCAUUCAUCCGCCCAGCGCGUAUUUCAAUUCUCUUCCACGUCCGAAAAUGGCAGGAUCUAGACCUCCUAGCGUCGCGGGGUCCGUCACUAGCUUGGACGAAAUGAUCAGCUCCUCCCCAAAGAUCAGUGCGGCUGCUUUCCGACGAGGAGCCAGACGACCAAGCGAGAGUAUCUUGCCCAACAUUGAGCCCGUAUCGAAUGAUAAGACAGUAGAGGAAGACGAUGACGAUCGUCCUUUGGCGAUGAUGAAGAGAGCUGGCGUCAAGAGCACUUCAGUUCCGCCGAUCACAAGAGGUGGUGACGCUGGACCCAAUGCGACGCGUGACAAAGACGAAGUUGGUCCAUCUCAACUUGACAUCGAGAAGCCGCCUGGCUCAGCCAGACUGUCACCAUCUCCAUCGAGCACGAUACCUCAUCGAGAAACAGCCUCUCCCAGUGCUAGCAUCGCCAUGAUCAAGACUGCAGAAAAGGCUGGUUCCAGCUCCGCAACGCCCACCAAGGCUUUCUUUGUGAAAAGUGCAACGACCACCAGAACGGAUCGUCUUUCGGCCGGACCGUCAAUGGCCACCCACUCCCGACCCCCGUCCUUCGCAUCGCCGGCACCUAGCAAAUCGACGACUCCUCAGCCUAUUGAUGAGCCUGAGAUUCUGCUAUCUCCACUUGACAUUGAACAGAUUGAGCAGACCUUGGCUCCGCCGCUUAUUUCGCCUGGGCACAAUCGACCCCAAGCUGUGUUACCACUGCAGCCUCGCGUCAGUCGAUGGACGCCGAGUCCUUCUCCUUCUCCUUCUUCUCAACAUGCAUCGCGGUCCUCACCUCCUCCUGUUGCUCCACUUGUUCUCCCUCAGGCUGGCGAUACCACUCCAUCCUCUGCCGAUCUGCCAUUACCUCCUGACCUGAUGCCGGAUACGCCUCCUCCGAUCGGUGAAGCCUCCGCUCAACCCGGACCUGAAUCGCCGGCCUCUACUCUGCGUCGCCGUGCGCUGUCGUUGGGCGUUUUCGAAGAGCCGCUGCGCGUCAUUUCCGGAUUUUGGAACACUUCACCACCUGUCACUGCUGUAGCAACUCAGAGUGCUCCAUUGGAUAGUGGUCCACAAUCGGCUUCGAGUCGUAGCAACGAUGCUGACGCGUUGGAGUCUUGGGUCGUCUCAUCAUCACUCCUGCUCGGCGAUGAUCAGAACGGUGAUCGUGCCCCAAGCCGGAUGACACUAUUCGAUGCCUCCGCUUCGUCCGACUCUUCCAGUCGAGAUCCUAAACGGUCAUUGGCCACCUCCGAUGCUCGAUCUAAUACUCUUGGAUCUCGACCCUCGCUCAGUGAUAUCAACACCAAUAUCAUACGCCCUUCACCAAACCUGAGAUCACCGAGAUCAGCGAUCGAUCUCGCUUCGCCCACGAGUACGGGCACAAUCGUGACCGCCACCCCUCUCGUCUCAAGCUUCCGAGGGCCGCCAGUCGUUGAACAGAAGCAUCAAGGCUUUUCUCAUGGCCGGGGCGCGCCCGUCAAGAACAAGGGCGCAUGGUCAUCUAGCGAAUCUGAACAGUCAGAGUCAGAAACUGAGAGCCCCAGUCCCAGUCCCAGCCCGGGCCCGCCGAUCAAGUCUCGCGUAUCGUUCCGCCGAGUCCCUCAAGGUCCGAGGAAACCUUCAAUCUCGAGACCCGGUUCCUCGCUGAAACCGAUCAAAAGCAAUAUGCGUCGUGUGACCUCUCCUGACAAGGUCGAGCGUCGAAGCGCUUUGAGAGAUCGUCGACUUUCCGCUCAGAGUAAUUCGCUCCGGAAGGACCAUGAUUCUGACUCCAGCGCCGAUGAAGCCCUCUCCAAAUUCAAGGAUCGAGUCUCUGAUUCUCGCACGUCACAGAACAGAGAUUCUCCAGCACGAUCCACAGUAACUUUACCUACUUCUUCUUCGCUACAGAUCGACAAACGUUCUUUACCGUCUUCCAUACCGACCUUGCAAUCUGCUCGAUUUACUGGUCAGUCUGCCGUCGUUGGUGAUCAUCCCGCCGCUAGCUUCACCCCUGACCAUCAACCGAUGCGACCGUCGUUCAGCCGAACUGCCACUAGUCCGGAAUCGAGCCUGUCAGGCAGAACAAGCGAAGGAUUGGGUCAGACUCUGGUGACGCCGCGGAGUGAGGCGUAUCCCCCGAGCCUCGAGCCGGACCAUUCGAUACCUGGUGCAGACGGAAGAAAGCGCCACGUUUCGAGCCCCUCUGCGCCUUGGGCAGGGAUGCCCAUGCAUGCGCCGGUGGUGCACCCGCCACCACCGUUCCCGACUGACCCCAACGCCUUGAUAGCAAUGAAGCAAGCUUGGCAAGCGCAUUUUAUGGCUGCUGCGUAUCGCGCUUCGGAGGAAGAAUGGGAGCGAGCUUCGACCGUCGGAGGUGGAGACAAUCAGGCUCACCAUCAGCCAUCGACAUUCGGACACUGGCGUCCGCCGCCAUCGAUGAACGCCUCGUUCCCUACGAUGCCUCAGUUGAUGCCUGCUCUCCCUCUUCCACCCCAUGGUAUUCCCUAUGGCUAUCCUUUGCCUAUGGGACCGCACCCACUCCCACCUGCACCUCUUGAAAUGCCUUAUCCUCAUCCCCCACACGGCAUGUCUUUCCCUCAUUACCCUCUCCCUCUUCCUCCCGCUCCUACAUCCGACUUGGCAGGAUACCAGUUCAGACCAGGAAGUCAAUCUGUCUACGGGCUGAACGUUGGACCGCCCGUUCAUUCGCCUAGCACUGGCGUAUACGCUCCACACCAGUACUAUCAAACACCUGGUCCUCCGCCUUCUUCCCACGAUCGACAUUCUGCCCAUGUCAGGUCCAACAGUGCCCAAGUUCAAUUCGAAGAUGCUCCCACGCCUCGAAAAGCCAAAAGAUCGACCUUACAAUAUGCGAAUUGA